AUGUUUCGUAAAGCUGUCAGCAGAGGAAUAUUCCCAAGUAGACGGCUAUUAAGUUCAAGUAUUAGAAGAAAAUCUAACCAGACCAAUAUCAUGAAGGCUAUGGUUUAUUAUGGUGCAAAUGACAUCAAAUUUGAGGAUAGAGAACAACCCCAGAUUCUUUCUUCAACGGAUGCCAUUAUCAAAAUGACGCACACUUCAAUCUGCGGUACCGAUUUGGGGAUUUGGAAAGGUAAGAACCCCGAAAUUGAACAAACUGCUCAAACGAAGGAAGGUAGUUUUAAUGGACGCAUUUUAGGUCAUGAGGGAAUUGGAAUUAUCGACGAGGUCGGUGAUGCAGUUCAUAAUUUCAAAAAAGGAGAUAGGGUUAUAGUGUCCUGUAUUAGCAGAUGUGGGACCUGUGAAAAUUGUGCAAAAUCUUUGUAUUCGCAUUGUACGAAUGGAGGCGGAUGGAUUUUAGGUUAUAUGAUUGAUGGUACUCAAGCUGAAUAUGUCCGCACUCCAUUCGCUGAUACUUCUUUGUACAGCGUGCCAGAGAAUUUGUCCGAUGAAGCAGCGGUAAUGCUUUCGGAUGCUCUACCUACUGCCCAUGAGAUUGGUGUGCAAAUGGGUAACGUCAAGCCGGGUGACACAGUCGCCAUUGUUGGUGCGGGCCCCGUUGGUAUGGGUUGCGUUCUAACAUCUCAGUUGUAUUCACCAAGCUUGUUGAUUGUUGUUGACAUUGAUGAUAACCGUUUAGCAAUGGCAAAAGAGAUGGGUUCAACUCAUACCAUCAAUUCAGCAAAAGAAGACGCAGUGAGCAAGAUAUUAGAGUACACAAAUGGACGUGGUGUGGAUUGUGUAAUGGAGGCUGUUGGAGCUCAAGCAACUUGGGAUAUCUGCCAGAGGGUGAUCAAGGAAGGUGGCCAUUUAGCUAACGUGGGCGUCCAUGGAAAACCAGUCAAUUUUGAAAUCGACAAAUUAUGGAUAAAGAAUUUAACGAUAACAAGUGGCCUUGUUAACACCAACACCACAGGGAUGUUGAUGAAAAGUUGCUGUUCUGGUAAAUUAAAAUCGGAAAGGCUUGUCACUCACCAUUGCAACUUUGGAGAAAUGUCAGGCAACUACAACAUUUUCAAACACGCAGCUGAAGAGAAAGCAAUGAAACUUCUAAUUACAUUUUGA
Messenger RNA from Kluyveromyces lactis, 1161 nucleotides. Its product is annotated as zinc-dependent alcohol dehydrogenase family protein. The record is from RefSeq and is a predicted model, not a curated record. Bases 1 to 1161 code for a protein of 386 amino acids. The transcript has a single exon. Lineage: Eukaryota; Fungi; Ascomycota; Saccharomycetes; Saccharomycetales; Saccharomycetaceae. Gene Ontology annotation, molecular function: zinc ion binding; oxidoreductase activity.